UGACGGGUUGUGCUGGUUAUCUCCUUUCCUUGUGUUUGAGAAGAGCAGCGCCCAGAGCCCGCCCUCCGCCAGUGCAUGUGCCUCUCUGUGUGUGUCUUUAGGAGCCCAGCCCAGCCCCGCCUCCUGUCUUCCUGCUAGAUAGAUGGCGGCGGAGAGCAGAGUGCUGUCCUAUACCGUGUACAAGUGGAGCUCGUUCUCCUCCAGUUACCUCCCUGAAAACAUUUUGGUUGACAAGCCUAACGAUCAGUCUUCACGAUGGUCUUCCGAGAGCAACUACCCCCCUCAGUAUCUCAUACUGAAAGCAGAAAGACCAGCCAUUGUCCAGAGCAUCACCUUUGGAAAAUAUGAGAAGACUCAUGUUUGUAAUUUGAAAAAGUUCAAAGUUUUUGGUGGCAUGAAUGAAGAAAACAUGACGGAGCUUUUAUCAAGUGGCCUGAAGAAUGAUUAUAACAAAGAAACAUUCACAUUGAAGCAUAAAAUUGAUGAGCAGAUGUUCCCGUGCCGAUUCAUUAAAAUAGUACCUCUCUUGUCAUGGGGACCAAGCUUUAACUUCAGCAUCUGGUACGUUGAAAUCAGUGGCAUUGAUGAUCCGGAAGUUGUACAGCCCUGUCUUCACUGGUACAGUAAGUACCGUGAACAGGAAGCCAUUCGCCUUUGUCUCAAGCACUUCCGCCAGCACAAUUACACAGAAGCUUUUGAAUCCUUACAGAAGAAAACCAAAAUUGCCUUAGAACACCCAAUGUUAACAGAGCUUCAUGACAAGCUGGUUUUGAAAGGAGACUUUGAUGGCAGUGAGGAGUUGAUUGAAAAGGCUGUUCAUGAUGGUCUCUUCAACCAAUAUAUCAGUCAACAAGAAUAUAAGCCACAGUGGAACCAGAUAAUUCCUAAAAGCAGUAAAGGGGACGGAGAAGACAGCAGGCCAGGAAUGAGGGGAGGACAUCAAAUGGUCAUUGAUGUACAAUCUGAGAUGGUGUAUUUGUUUGGAGGCUGGGAUGGAACGCAGGAUCUAGCAGACUUCUGGGCAUACAGUGUCCGAGAAAACCAGUGGAUCUGCAUAUCUCGAGAUACAGAGAAAGAGAACGGUCCCAGUGCCAGAUCUUGUCACAAGAUGUGCAUUGAUACUCAGCGCAGGCAGAUAUAUACUUUGGGUCGGUAUUUGGACUCCUCUGUAAGAAACAGCAAAUCUCUAAAAAGUGAUUUCUAUCGCUAUGAUAUUGACACCAACACGUGGACUUUACUCAGUGAAGAUACAUCAGCAGAUGGGGGGCCAAAGCUUGUAUUUGACCACCAGAUGUGUAUGGAUUCCGAAAAGCACAUGAUCUACACAUUUGGAGGCCGAAUAUUGACUUGUAAUGGUAAUGUGGAUGAUAGCAGAGCCAGUGAGCCCCAGUUCAGUGGACUCUUUGCAUUUGAUUGUCAAACACAAGUGUGGAAAUUGCUCAGAGAAGACUCUUGUAAUGCUGGACCGGAAGAUAUACAGUCCAGGAUUGGACAUUGCAUGCUUUUCCACUCUAAAAACCGCUGUUUGUAUGUGUUUGGUGGACAAAGGUCGAAGACCUACUUGAAUGACUUUUUUAGUUAUGAUGUGGACAGCGACCACGUGGAAAUCAUCUCAGAUGGCACAAAGAAAGAUUCUGGAAUGGUUCCAAUGACUGGUUUCACUCAGAGAGCCACCAUUGACCCAGAGCUGAAUGAAAUCCACGUUUUGUCAGGUUUAAGUAAAGACAAAGAGAAACGGGAGGAGAAUGUGAGGAAUUCCUUCUGGAUUUAUGACAUUGUCAGGAAUAGCUGGUCUUGUGUGUAUAAGAAUGAUCAAGCAUCAAAAGAAAAUCCAAACAAAAGCCUUCAAGAGGAGGAGCCUUGUCCGCGAUUUGCACACCAGCUGGUUUAUGAUGAAUUACACAAGGUUCAUUAUCUCUUUGGAGGAAAUCCAGGGAAGUCCUGCUCUCCAAAAAUGAGGUUGGAUGAUUUCUGGUCCUUGAAGUUGUGCCGGCCUUCAAAAGACUACUUGCUAAGACACUCUAAAUAUCUGAUUAGGAAACACCGGUUUGAAGAGCGUGCACAAACGGAACCCCUGAGUGCGCUGAAAUACCUGCAGAAUGACCUGUUUGACACAGUGGAUCACUCUGACCCUGAAGAGACUAAGGAGUUUCAGCUUCUUCCCUCUGCACUUUUCAAAUCCAGCAAAGAAUUCACUCCUCUUGGGUUCUCGGAUGUUGACCACACAUAUGCUCAGAGGACGCAGCUCUUUGAUACACUUGUCAACUUCUUCCCAGACAGUAUGACCCCACCAAAAGGCAACCUGGUCGACUUGAUUACACUGUGAUGAACUGUUGAAGGAGAGCAAAACCUUUUAAUCUGCUUUUGUGUUAUAUGUAUAAUUGAAAUUGAAGCUGGAAUGCAAUUUGUGCACAACAAAUUGAACAUUGCUUUUGUGGUAAAUAUUGAACUCUGUAGGAAGAGGUUGAUUACCUCUUGCUGCCAAAGGUUAAUUUGGCUGAAAGUUUUUUUUUUUUUUCCCUUUUGGUAAAAUGGUUUACAUGUGUAAAAUGAUGUAAUGUAGCAUUUUUCUCCUAUUUCAAAUGCUAUGUUUUCAUGCUCUCUUAAAAGGCACCCUAUGUUUGUGGGUUGGCCUUUAAGCAUUGAAGUUAAUGAUGAGCAUUGCCCCUAUAUUAUAUAUAUUUUUUAUGUUCAACUAGAUUUGAAGGGGCAUAGGUGUAUGUUAUAGUAACAUAUGAAAGUGAAGCUUAGUCAUGCAUGACGAGGAAAUUGUGUGAGAAUGAAGAAGUGAGAUACUAUUGAGUGACCUCCUGUACAGCUACUGUAUUUUCUGUAUAAAGAAUGUGAAAUAUAAAUAUACUUCUUUUUUUAUUUCGAGUUUUUCACAGCCUUUACUUUGAAUAUGAAGAUAUGGGUUGUAAAAUUGAGGUAUAAGCCAAAUCUAAUAGUCCAUAUUGUGUAUUUGAGUUACAAUGAGACUUUUAUUCAUAAUCCAUAUAUAUUGAACAC
This is a messenger RNA of Nanorana parkeri, 3009 nucleotides long. RefSeq names its product muskelin 1 (gene MKLN1). Lineage: Eukaryota; Metazoa; Chordata; Amphibia; Anura; Dicroglossidae. Gene Ontology annotation, cellular component: cytoplasm. The record is from RefSeq and is a predicted model, not a curated record. The transcript is spliced from 18 exons. The coding region runs from base 143 to 2326 and encodes 727 amino acids. Gene Ontology annotation, molecular function: protein binding.